Molecule: messenger RNA, 2082 nt
Organism: Trichoderma asperellum CBS 433.97
Lineage: Eukaryota; Fungi; Ascomycota; Sordariomycetes; Hypocreales; Hypocreaceae
Source: RefSeq, a predicted model, not a curated record
AUGGCACCCCCGAAUGAUCGCAAGCGCCGGAUUCAAGAUACCGAGAAUUCUGCUGCCACCAAAUCGCAUGAUCCAGACGGCGGAAUUGCGCGAACAGCGAAGAAAGCCAAAGUCGAGGAUGGACGGUCCAUCUUUGUUCGAUCACUGCCCCCUGGCGUAACGAACGAGAGUCUUACCGACUUUUUCUCGCAAUACUUUGCCGUCAAGCAUGCUACAGUGGUGGUUGACCAGGAAACGAAAGAAUCAAGAGGAUUCGGAUUCGUAUCAUUUGCUGACGCCGACGAUGCUAGAGAUGCCAAAGCGGCGUUGGACAAGAAGGAGUGGGAUGGCAGGCGCAUUCGAAUUGAGGUUGCGGAACCUAGACAGCGUAAUGCCGAUGAAGCAUCCAAGAGGCCUGGAAAGGGCAGGGAGGCGUUCCAGAGGCCAUCUACCAAGCUGAUUAUUCGAAAUCUGCCUUGGAGUAUCAAAACCUCCGAACAACUAUCAAAACUAUUCUUGAGUUAUGGCAAGGUCAUAUACUCUGAUCUUCCACAAAACAAGGGAAAGCUAAAGGGAUUCGGUUUCGUCACCAUUCGUGGACGUCCAAAUGCAGAGAAGGCUCUGGAGGCUGUUAAUGGCAAGAUUGUUGAUGGCCGGCCAUUGGCUGUUGACUGGGCUGUUGAUAAGGCGACCUGGGACAAGCAACAGAAUACGGAAAACGGCGAAAAAGACUCACAAGAUGAUGAAGAUGAGGCUGAAGAUGAGAAGGAGGACAAGGAUGACAUGAAGCUGCUGGAUGAAGUGGAUGAGGAGAAGGAGACCCAGAAACCAAAGCGAGAGCUGAUGACAGAUAACUCUUCAACCGUUUUUGUUCGAAACCUACCAUUUACAGCUACAGAUGAGCAGCUCAAAUCUUUCUUUGGCCAUUUUGGCAAUGUUCGAUAUGCUAGAGUUGUCAUGGACAAAGCUACCGACAGGCCGGCUGGCACUGGCUUCGUCUGCUUCGUCGACACUGCGGAUGCAAAAACCUGCAUAAUAGAUGCUCCUCGUCGCGCACCACCGACUGCAGGAGGAGUCAAGCAUUCCAUCCUCCAAGACGAGAACGCUGACCCCACCGGAAAGUACACAAUGGACGGCCGAGUUCUGCAAGUGGCCCAAGCCGUUGGCAAGAAUGAGGCUGCCAACUUGGCAGAGAACUCGCUCGCACAAAGGAGGCAAAAAGAUAAACGUCAUCUGUACCUCUUGUCUGAAGGUGCCAUCGGUGGAAACUCUCCGCUGCGGGGUCUUUUGACUGAUGCAGAGGUUCGGAUGCGAUCGAUGAGUGCUCAGCAGCGCAAGAAGCUUGUGGAGAAGAACCCUAUGCUACACAUCAGCUUAACCCGACUUGCUCUUCGUAACAUUCCCAACGAUAUUGGCGCCAAGGAACUGAAGGAGCUGGCUAGAAAGGCCGUUGUCGAAUUUGCCAAGGACGUCAAGGAGGGGCGCCGACAGCCCCUUUCCAAAGAAGAGAAUGCCAGAGACGGCAAGGAUGCAAAGGACAAGGAGAAGGACAGGAAGCAAAAGCGCAAGGGUAUUGUCAAGCAAGCAAAGAUUGUGUUUGAAGACAACAAGGGAUCCAAGGUAUCUGAGUCGAGCGGAGCCGGCAAGAGCCGUGGCUACGGAUUCAUCGAGUACACGUCCCAUCGCCACGCCUUAAUGGGUCUGAGAUAUUUGAACGGACACCAGCUUGACGGAAACAACGGCAGGAAGCAGCGCUUGAUUGUCGAAUUUGCCAUUGAGAACGCUCAGGUGGUGAAGCGACGACAGGAGGCUGAGAAAACAGCUCGAAAGCCAAAGAAGGACGGCGAUGCAGAUGCAUCUGAGCACGAGGAGGACGAGGACGAAGAGGUUCCCGAGCAAAAGAAGAAGAAGCAAAAGGGUAAAAAGCCCAAGGGCAACAUGAACAAGGGUCCCCAGGUGGGAACCAAGGCGAAGCCUCCCAAGGAAGGGGAUGUCGAUGAGAAGAAGAAGCCGGCUGACGCAAAGGAGGCGAUCCAGCAGAAGCUGAUUGCGCGGAAGAGACAGGUGCGCAAGAAGAAGGCUGUGGCGAGAGGAAAAGCGUAG